Messenger RNA from Colletotrichum phormii, 2432 nucleotides. Its product is annotated as regulator of chromosome condensation 1/beta-lactamase-inhibitor protein II. Gene Ontology annotation, biological process: mitochondrial respiratory chain complex III assembly. The transcript has a single exon. The coding region runs from base 142 to 2013 and encodes 623 amino acids. The record is from RefSeq and is a predicted model, not a curated record. NCBI's taxonomy places the organism in Eukaryota, Fungi, Ascomycota, Sordariomycetes, Glomerellales, Glomerellaceae. Gene Ontology annotation, cellular component: mitochondrial inner membrane.
CUACACCUCACCUCACUUCAACUUCCUCUCACUCAAGGGUCUCUUUUCUCAUGUCACUGGAAUCCUUUACUUAAUGCUCUCAUCAUCCCAAUCUGCUCCUACUCAUACCACUCUGUCCAAUCAACUCUCGUAGGCCCGAAAAUGAAGGCUUACAGGGCAGCUGCACGCAAUGCUGGCGCUUCUCGUACAGCCCAGAGAUGCGCUGCCGUGGCUCGUCGCCAUGCCAGCUCCGGACCUCGCCGGCCCGGUGGGAGUUCGGGUAUGGGCAAGGCCAAGGCAUUGCUUCUGACUGCAGGAACUGCUGGUGCCCUGUACUACGCCGACGACCACUUCAACGGACCCCUAAGCCAAUACUUUGGCUCCGAGGUUGGAAAGGAAUCACCCGACGCCGCGCGCAAGCCAAAGUACCAAAAGGCCGAGAUCAAGUUUGAGGAGUCGAGGAAGGCGGCCCAGUCAAAGGAGGAGAACCGCGACCUCAUCAGCUCGCAGCAUCUCCAGGUCAAGCAGAGCUGGGAGAACCCGGGCGUCUAUGCCUGGGGAAGCAACGUCGGCAAAGUAAUUGACCCGCAGUCCAAAGAGACUCUCGUCAAGCUGCCGAGACGGAUCAAGUAUUUUGACGGCCAGCUGCUGAGAGACAUCAAACUGUGCCAAGACUUUGGCGCUGCCGUCACGGAGAAGGGCGAUCUCGUGCAAUGGGGUUUAGGCUUCUCGAAUACCGACCCUUCACCCGUCGAGACGCUCAAGGGCAAAGACAUUUCCAAGAUUUCCAUCUCCAACGACCGCAUCAUCGCACUCACCUCCAGCGGCUCGGUAUACUCGGUCCCAGCGUCAAAGACCGGCCUCGCAGCGGGAAAACAGCUACAGCAGCCCCAGCAGUCAUCCUCCUCCUGGAUCCCCUUCUGGAGCUCGCCCGAAUCCGAGUCCGUCAAGGCCAGAGACCUGACCCCCAAGAACCUCGCCUGGGGCGAAAAAGUCACAGACAUCAGCAGCGGCCUCCAGCACAGCCUUCUCCUCACCUCAAAGGGCCGCGUCUUCUCCGCCGCCUCCAGCACGGCAGAGUACCCCUCCAAGGGCCAGAUGGGCAUCCCGGGUCUGAGCUGGACCUCCCGCCCAGCCGGCCCCUUUGACCAGCCCCAGGAGAUCGCCGGCCUCUCGGGCUUCUCCAUCGCCAAGAUCGCCGCCGGCGACCUUCAUUCCGCCGCCCUCGACAAGGACGGCAAGCUCUUCACCUUUGGCGACAACACCUACGGCCAGCUCGGCCUCCCCGCGGACCAAGGCUUCCAGAGAGUCGACGUCCCCUCCCUCCUCCCCACCGCCAAACUCUACGCCAACACCGGCCUCGUCCCCAAAAUCACGUCAAUCUCCGCCGGCGGCAACAACACCUUCUUCACCGUCGACGCCACCGAAGCCAUCAACGAGAACCCCUUCGCAGCAGCAGCAUCCUCCUCCUCCAUCACCGGCGACCUCGCCCCCGCCCGCCGCAUGCCGCGCGUGACAGCAGACUUCUGGGCCUGCGGCCAAGGCGUCUACGGAUCCCUAGGCACCGGCAAAUGGACACACGUAACCCCCGGCCCCGCCAAAGUAAAAGCCCUCUCCUCGCUCUUCGAAUUCGACGAAAAGGCCAACCGCAUGGCGCCCAUCCGCCUCGCCGACGUCUCCGUCGGCGCCACGCACGUCUCGGCGACCAUGGACAACGUCACGCGGACGGGCGCGACGACGCGGAGCUCGCACAACGAUACCAACUGGGGCGCCGACGUGCUCUUCUGGGGCGGCAACGAGCACUACCAGCUCGGCACGGGCAAGCGCAGCAACCUCAAUGCGCCGGGCUACAUUGGGGCCCUCGACGGCGGUGUGGGCGACGGGCUGAACGGUCGCGCGGGCGAGGUGCAUCGGUUCCAGCUUACGCCGCGGCAGAUUGUGCGGUUGGGGAAGGAUGGUAAGGGUAGGAAGGUGAGUUUGGAGCAGAGGGUUGAGUGUGGGCGGUUUGUGACGGCUGCGUACUCGGCUGUUUGAAAAGAGGCUCUUUGGGGAUUUUGGGUUAGGUAGGACGACGAAAGAGGCUUGAACUCGGCGACUUUUGUGGCAUGUUUCAUGAGUUUAGUCAGGCAUCGUCGUCGUGCUUAGACUCGGCUAUCUAAGCACGAAAGAGAGAGGCAUGACGAAUUGUACUAUUAGGUAUCGGGGGUUUUGCGGCUUGUAAGGAUAUAAAACCUUGUAAUUACAACUAUAAGAAGGGGGGAGAAAGCUCCGAGGCUCUUCUCAGAGACCAUAUUCGGGUCAUGCACGGAGUAUCUCGUCGAUAUAUCGGAGAGAUAUCAUCUCCCAAAGCCAGGAACCUCUCGGGAAAACGGCCGGCCGCCCCUCACUUUUUGGCGUCUGGAAACCGCGCCGGAAAGCUUGGCAAGACAGAAAUUCAACUCAUAUUAUUGCAA